AUGCCAAUUUACGACUACGAGCCAUCACUAUCGUUCGAUCACGGAGACUGUGCGUCAAGCAAUGAUGAUGGUAUGAUAGAGUGCUAUCCAGAUACCCCGCAAUCAAAAUUAAGUGGUCGAGAGCUUGAAGACAAGGCAGUGGUGGUCGUUUCAACCGACGGCAGUGUCGACAUUCAGAAUGAUCAAAAGUUAGAGAAGGUACUUCCGACUUUAAACGACGAAGAGUUCGAUGAUUUGUCGCCUGAGGCUCGAGCUUUGCUCCCUGCUCCAAACUCCUGCCCUCGAUCGGGUAUUAAUCUGCGUCGGCAGUCACCAACUUUUGGCAGUAGUAAAUCUCAUGAAUCAGAGCUACGUCGCACCAAGUCGCUCUAUAAAGUUGACACUCAACCACGUCUCGAUGACUAUCUCUGCGCAUGCAAAUACUGUCCACGUGCCAUGACGAUACAACGUGCGUUUCAACUCUACGGCUUUGCUUUAGAUCAUCCACAAAGUGAAGCACUGUUACGUGUACUGCGUGCUUGUGCAAAUUACGAUGAGACUAUUAUGGAAGUGGAUCCAUUGCUGGUGUUACAUGCCGAGAAAAUGCUAGAAGAGCUCGGUUUUGAUGAAAAUCAAACCUUUCGUCUUCUCGUCGCUUCGCACUUUCAGCGACCAUAA
Plasmopara halstedii is the source of this 657-nucleotide messenger RNA. RefSeq lists its product as uncharacterized. The coding region runs from base 1 to 657 and encodes 218 amino acids. The transcript is spliced from 3 exons. Lineage: Eukaryota; Oomycota; Peronosporomycetes; Peronosporales; Peronosporaceae. The record is from RefSeq and is a predicted model, not a curated record.